AAUUGUAGUAGGAUGAAAGUAUUGCGCAUUUCUGUAGCUUCAAUGUGUCGUGAGGUGAAUACUUGAUGGCGAAGAUGUCAGAGUCCGUACAUCACAGAAUUGGAUGAUGAGAAUCCGGUCUCCAUGCGUAAGGUUCUAUUUCUGGACAUAUCGCAUUGCAGAAUGCGAUCAACAACCUAGUCGCUCCUGCUUGAGAGACCAACAGACGUGCCUUUGCACGAUUAUCUUCAAAAUUCGGCAGACCUUGCCCAGGAUCGCUACUGCCUCAGGCUCUCUUAGUGUUGUGGUUCUUCUUAUCAAGUUAAUUGUGCAUUCUCACAUUGCUUCUGGGUGAUUGCAAUGGAUGGGCGGAGGUGACGCACUCGUACAAGAGGUUCGCAAACAA
Aureobasidium pullulans EXF-150 is the source of this 385-nucleotide messenger RNA. RefSeq lists its product as uncharacterized. The coding region runs from base 104 to 334 and encodes 76 amino acids. The transcript has a single exon. The record is from RefSeq and is a predicted model, not a curated record. NCBI's taxonomy places the organism in Eukaryota, Fungi, Ascomycota, Dothideomycetes, Dothideales, Saccotheciaceae.